This is a messenger RNA of Metarhizium brunneum ARSEF 3297, 444 nucleotides long. RefSeq names its product Ubiquitin-conjugating enzyme E2 (gene UBC1). The record is from RefSeq and is a predicted model, not a curated record. Gene Ontology annotation, cellular component: nucleus. NCBI's taxonomy places the organism in Eukaryota, Fungi, Ascomycota, Sordariomycetes, Hypocreales, Clavicipitaceae. Gene Ontology annotation, biological process: protein polyubiquitination. Gene Ontology annotation, molecular function: ubiquitin conjugating enzyme activity.
AUGGCUCUCAAGCGCAUCAACAAGGAGCUCACUGAUCUCGGCCGUGAUCCGCCGUCGUCUUGCUCUGCUGGCCCUGUUGGCGAAGACCUGUUCCACUGGCAAGCAACGAUCAUGGGACCCGGCGACUCACCAUACUCCGGUGGUGUCUUCUUCCUUGCUAUCCAUUUCCCUACCGACUACCCUUUCAAGCCACCAAAGGUUAACUUCACCACUCGCAUCUACCACCCCAAUAUCAACUCCAAUGGCAGCAUCUGCUUGGACAUCCUGCGAGACCAAUGGAGCCCUGCUCUCACCAUCUCUAAAGUGCUUCUUUCCAUUUGCUCCAUGCUUACCGACCCCAACCCUGACGAUCCUCUUGUACCUGAGAUUGCUCAUGUAUACAAGACCGACCGACCACGAUACGAGGCUACGGCUAGGGAAUGGACUCGAAAAUAUGCUGUCUAG